Messenger RNA from Teleopsis dalmanni, 1032 nucleotides. RefSeq names its product neuferricin homolog. Gene Ontology annotation, cellular component: membrane; endomembrane system. The transcript has a single exon. The record is from RefSeq and is a predicted model, not a curated record. The coding region runs from base 148 to 969 and encodes 273 amino acids. NCBI's taxonomy places the organism in Eukaryota, Metazoa, Arthropoda, Insecta, Diptera, Diopsidae.
CGUCACUCACAAACAUAAACAGAAAUCAAUCAACUAAAAUAAAUAAUAUUAUUAUUAACAAAACCAAAGGAUGAAUACGCAUUUAAUUUAGCUUUUAUAUUGAUAAUAACAAAUAAUAAUACAACAUCGUGCCUUAAUUAAAACAAAAUGCUCAGUUUUUUGAAACCGAUAUUUAAAUUGCAAUUUUUGUUUGUAAUUCUUGCCGUCAUUGUCGGUGUUUACUACCAGGAAAUAUUGGCAUGGCAUAAAAAUUUUAUUUUUACAACAGAAGCUGAAAUUCCAAUCAAUUACGAAAGCGAUAAACAAAUUGCUGAAACAUUAUUUACUAAAGCUGAACUUGCCAAAUACAAUGGUGAAAAUGGAGCACCAUUAUAUCUUGCACUACUUGGAGACGUAUUUGAUGUCACCAAAGGUUUGAAACAUUACGGACCAGGUUGUUCUUAUAAUUUCUUUAUAGGACGUGAUGCUUCUGUUUCCUUUAUUACUGGAGAAUUCGAGAAUUUCGUUGAAGAUGAAGCAGACGAUGUUGUUGUGUUAAAAUUAAAUGAUUUAUUAGGUUUAGAAAACUGGAAGAAUUUUUAUCAUAAAGAUUAUGCAUAUGUUGGGAAAUUGAUUGGACGCUUUUAUGAUAAUUCUGGUGCGUUAACUUCUUAUCAUCACAAAUUUUUAGCAUUGCUAGAUCAAGCCAAGCAAGAAAAAAUUGAAAGUGAUCGUUCACGUGUAUCAUAUCCGGAUUGUAAUAUACAAUGGAAUGCUGAGACGAGCCAAACGCGAGUUUGGUGUACAAAUAGUAGUGGCGGUAAAGAACGGGAUUGGGCUGGGUAUCCAAGAAAACUGUUCGAAUUGGGACGCGACACUUUUCGCUGUGCUUGUGUACAUCAAGAUAAACUUGAUGCUACAGAUGUAAUGAUUAAGUCAUAUGAUAAUUGUGAACCUUUAGCUACGGAAUGUUUUUAUAAAGUUGAUUAAAUGUGCUCAUAUAUAUUAUCAUUCCUUUCAGUAAGACAAUAUCGUUUUAUGUACUUAACUUGU